CUCUAGUAAUGACAGUUGCUCAGCCGCCAUUUUGUUUUUCCCGACCGAAAAAUGACUGAGCAAUAAAAUUUAGGGGUAAAUGAGUCAGUAGUGUGCUGGGCUUAAAGCUUUGUGCAUUGUGAAAGUUGAACUAAUAUUACGAAACAUUUUCCACUUUGUGUGAAUGAACAAUACCCAGCCAAAGCGAGAGGAAGGUUGCAAACGUUGAAUCAUUUCUUUGUAAAUCUGGGACUAGCCACAUCAUGUGCAGUUCAUUGUUGCAAAAUCAUUGUAGGACUGCUCAUUUCAUAGAGUUUGUGAAAAGUGGUGCAAUAGAUAGCAUAGUCGACUGCAUUAUAAAAGGGAAAAGCUCCUGAUUACGAACAAGUUAUAAACAACUGUGCAGCAGCUAGCUGUGGUGUGUGAUCGCACACCUGUUUCGAACGUGGUGGUUGUUCAUCAAAUCGGAUUUCCUGGAUUGAAGUACCAGUUGAUUUAAGCGGAGAAUCGCAACUUGCCCAAAUCGAAUUAUUUUCCUGAACAUCAAGGUUCACAACCUUACAAUCAGUCGACCUAAUCUUCAUUAAUCGGCGGUUUAAGUUUUCAGUUUGAAGCAAUCCACGAGGUCAUCAAAAUGCCACGAAAUCGUAAAAAACAUACAGCUGACACCUGGCAGGCAGAGCAAUCUGAUGACGACACCUCUAAUGACAAUGCGAGCACGUACUCAUGCCACUCAGAGCACGAUCUUCUGAAUGGAAGUCAGGAAUCAGGAGAUUCAGUUGAACCUGAGGGAUUUGAAAAGCACGAAGAGAAGUUGCUCCAAGCUAUCGAGAAUACGACGGACAAAUCCCAGCAGACACGAAUUUCUGCGUUCCAAAUCAUAAAUGAGGUGCUUGUUCAUCAUUACAUCCCCGACUUCAUUGAUGAACGCAAAGUUACAUUGAUGGAUGCGGUGGAAAAGUCAAUACGACGAGGUAAAGGAACCGAGCAAUCAUGGGCCGCCAAAAUGAUCCCAUUGCUAGUGAUCCAGAUCGAGAAUGCCGAAGACAUCAGCGAAUGUGUUGGCACGUUGAAACCUGUUUUAUUGAAUACUUUACAAGACGGGGCAGCCUCUUACGACGCACGGGCGAAAUGUUGCUCGGCUCUGGGUUUGCUUUGUUUUGUUGGUGUAGAUGAUCUAGGCGAAAUCGUACCAGUUAUGAAAGUGUUUCAAAGCAUCUUUGCCGGCAGUUAUCUGAAAGGAAAUAACAGUUUAAGUGGGGCCAGUGCUGAAGCGGCGACAUUGCACAGCGCCGCGUUGAGUGCCUGGGCACUGCUGCUAACCGUACUACCGCCGUCAGAUUUCGUUGCUAUGGUCUAUGAAAACAGUACAGUUCUCCCUUCUGUCCGUAACAUCUUUGGCAUGCUAAAUAGCCCUCAUUUGGACGUGCGAAUGGCCGCAGGAGAGACUUUGGCGCUCAUAUUCGAAGUUGGACGUCAGCAUGAUGAUGAAUUUCUGGAAGACCUUCUGCCGGAUCUUGUUGAAGCAACACAGAAGCUAGCUACCGAUGCACACAAAUAUCGUGCCAAAAGAGAUCGCAAAAUGCAGCGUGCUACGUUCCGCGAUGUCUUGCGGUAUGUAGAAGAAAAUAUUUCGCCUGAAAUCGUCAUAAAAUUCGGCCGGGAAAUGUUAGUGCUAGACACUUGGGCAUUUCAUCAUCAAUACACUUGCUUACGAAAUGCGCUUGGCUUCGGUAUGAAUGUGCAUCUUAGUGAGAACAUGUUCAUACGGGAAGUUUUUCAGUUAGGAGCAAAGUUGAAUGAACCAGAGCGUUUUCGAAAAACAAUUAAAGCCGAGCAAAAAUUCAUUAAUGCGGCAGCCUUCAAGGCACGUACGAUUUCUAGAGGCAAAAAUCGUGACAAACGUUCGUAUGCAGUGAACUGAACUCCCAAAACAUCGAUCAGUAAUAUGGUUCAAGUAAACUUAGCAUAACAAACUAAAAGAAAAUGAAUAUGAAAAAAAAUCUUUAUAUUAUCCCUUUUCACGCUCUUCGUUCUGCGCCAUCAUUUACUACACCCAAAUGGCAUCUUACAUUUUUUUUGGCGAUAAUUUUCAGACUUUUUCUAUGGUGUUCUCUAAAAAUUUUAUUCCCAUAAUUAUUCUCUUCGUUUCAUACAGUGAGUAGCAAUCGGAACAAUGGUUUAUAAAAUAUAUCUUCUAAGGACUCUUGACUUUCUUGUGUAAAAGCAUCUUUUUCUCAAACACCGGCUGGUUGUAAUUAUUGAAAUUAUUAUUUCUUUUAAAACAUUGAUACAACAACUCUUCGUUCUCUCUGUUUCCAUCGUGCUGGAACCAGGUUGUAAUUUUCAGUGAUGCUUGAGUUUAAGAUUCCCUAGUUAAUUUUUACCCCCAAUCCCGUUGAUAGAGUAUUCGGAAACGCUCGUCGUUGUCACGCAGCUGGUCUGUGUUCGAUUCCCGUGACUGCCGUGACAGGGGUGUUGGCACUGGACCCAACAACCCCUUCCGUAAAAACACAACGUUACAGUAAGCCAGAUUAAAAUUGUCGCUGUUGCAGGUCAAGGUUGCUCGGCUGUUGUAAUUGGGGGAUAAGAAGAAGAAUCACUUAUCACGGCAGAUGGCCAAAGAAGCUACUUUUUACAGUUGCACUAGCCGACCCCGCCAGCUUUAUUCGGCCCAAGGGAUAUUUUCGGAAAUAAUAGCAAACGUUCAUUACACUCAAACAGUUAUUCUUCUAUCGAACAUGGUUGAAUCAUUUCUACGUUGUAGUGCCGGCUACGUUAUAGCGUUCCCUGUUCCUCUAGUUAUUCAAAUUCAAACUUGGCAGACGACUUUUUUUUGUACUGUCAACUGGCUGUUGAAUUUGGCAACAUACCAGAUUCUUCGGUCUGCAACGUACGAUGUGCGAUCCAUACCAUUAGGUCAGUGCGGUCAGUGGAGAACGGUGGUUUAUUUUGGUUUUGCAGCGUUUUCAGACUAUUUAUGAAUUGAAACUGUUGAAUAGAGGAAUUUAAAAUGGCAUCAUUAAUCAUAAAAUAUGCGUGUACCAUAUGUAAUCUGUUUAUUCAGGCGAAAUAAAUAAAUUCGUAAUAUUAU
This is a messenger RNA of Anopheles cruzii, 3073 nucleotides long. It is a transcript of the gene Ifrd1, whose product is annotated as interferon-related developmental regulator 2. The record is from RefSeq and is a predicted model, not a curated record. Lineage: Eukaryota; Metazoa; Arthropoda; Insecta; Diptera; Culicidae. The transcript has 5 exons. The coding region runs from base 614 to 1903 and encodes 429 amino acids.